Molecule: messenger RNA, 689 nt
Organism: Pseudogymnoascus destructans
Lineage: Eukaryota; Fungi; Ascomycota; Leotiomycetes; Thelebolales; Thelebolaceae
Exons: 2
Coding region: 86-415 (109 amino acids)
Source: RefSeq, a predicted model, not a curated record
AUGAACGGACAAGUCUAAGAAAUACGAAACAAGAUAUUGUCGACUGUAUGGAAUAACUUAUAACAUUAUUUUUGACAAAAAUACAAUGAGUGGCGACCUUUCGGCCUAUCGCAACUGGCAUAUCAAAAUACCUAUACAAGUACAUGCACUUGCAAGGAGGCAGGGCGUUCCAGCGGCUGGCAGCUCUUACCGUUGUCGCACAAACUCGGUGUUUGGGGCUGCUGCUCUAGCAAUUCUUGGCGCCAGAAAGGACAUAUCAUCUCAGAGAGGCCCUUUGAGUACAGUACAUACAACUCGAGCAGCUUGCUUCUCUCAUGCCAAAAGCCGUACGCAGUCGAGUCAAGUAUGCUCUGGACCACGAAUGUGGCAACUUCUGGCAACUUCGAGCGGCAGGGCUGUAUGGACUUUUGUGUGAAGCUGCGAAUGUCAUCACAGCCACACGUUUUUGCUGGGUCAUGUCGCGCCUGGUCGCUCCUUCAAUGGAUGGUAAGCAGCUUCAAUUGGUCGACCACUGUUGGGUUUGCCCCUUGUUCCCGUUUGACUUUGUUGCUAUCACGACCGCUAAUCCUAUGCAAGGCAAGUGCGUGGCGUAGCUUGACGAGUGAGAGCUUGGAAGUUUCAGUCGCAUUCGAUCAAAGCGGGAAACCGCAGCUAAUACUCUUAAGAGAUUUCUCCACGAGUUCCGAGCA